This is a messenger RNA of Synchytrium microbalum, 1536 nucleotides long. RefSeq lists its product as uncharacterized. Gene Ontology annotation, biological process: transmembrane transport. Bases 1 to 1536 code for a protein of 511 amino acids. Gene Ontology annotation, molecular function: transmembrane transporter activity. Lineage: Eukaryota; Fungi; Chytridiomycota; Chytridiomycetes; Synchytriales; Synchytriaceae. The transcript is spliced from 8 exons. The record is from RefSeq and is a predicted model, not a curated record. Gene Ontology annotation, cellular component: membrane.
AUGAGUAAUAAGGAUACCCUAGUCAAGGAUAACGAGAAGGGAAACGCGCUGGGUGUUCAAGUGUCGGAUAUCGAUGGUGCUGAACAUGUCGAGCUCUAUGACUCCAGCUUGGAGUGGACUGAGCAUGAGGAAAAAACGUUGGUGAACCUGCUUGAUUUAAGUCUUUUGCCAUACAUUGGGCUGUUGAUCUUUGUUAACCAGUUGGAUCGUGCUAACAUUUCCAACGCAAUCACAAACACAUUCUUUGCUGAUACGGGGUCUGGUGUAAACGAAGUCUCGUACUCUACCAUGGUCUACCAAGUCGGCUUCAUUGUGUCGGAAAUCCCAAGUAGUAUUAUUAUGAGACGUGUUGGUGCUCAUAUCUGGCUGCCUACUCUUGCUGUUGGAUGGGGAGUCGUGUCGUUGCUGCAAACUUGGUUUCUUACUUCUGUCUCGUCUCUCUACACUUUCCGUUUCUUUGUCGGACUAUUCGAAGGUGGCUUCAUCCCCGGUACUGCAUUCCUCCUGACUCGCUUCUACAAGAAACGCGAAACUGCCGGUCGACUUUCUGUCUUCUGGGCCACUCAAGCUCUCACUACUGGUGUCGGAGGAAUAAUCGCAUUCGGCACCUUCUCCAACUUGUCUGGCCAUGACGGGCUUGCCGGCUGGCGAUGGUUUAUCUUGAUUGAAGCCGUCUUGACCAUCGGUGUUGCUCUUGGUGCUUUUAUUUACUUGCGAGAGUCUCCGGCCAAAUGGUGGGCGCUUACUAAAAGACAGCAGCAGAUUGCAGCUAAUCGUAUUGUCAAGGACGAUCCAUCAAAAGCAUAUCCCUUCCGUGCCGAAAUUACUCGCGAGGAAAUCGUGUCGGCUCUCACGGAUGUCAAUAUCUACUUUUAUGGCAUCUUGGCCUUCUUCUCUGCUAUUCCAAUCAAUUCUUUUGGUGGUUUCUUGCCUUAUAGUAUUGCCAACUUUGGAUUUGGAGGUCUUACGGCCAAUCUACUCUCUUUGCCACCAUACGUCGCCCUCUUCUUCUCCCUGCUGCUGUUCUCAUAUUCCAGUGACCGAACAUCUUCACGUGCAUUACACUCGUUCACCGCAGUCGUUGUCUUCGCCAUCGGUCUAAUCCUUGUCGAGGUGCUACAAUACACGAGUCCAAACAAGUACGCCCUCUACUUCAGCUCCAUCGUUGCUGUCGCUGGAUUCACAUCAUGGCAUGCCAUCAACGCUGCAUGGGUGACUGAAAACACAACCGGUCAAGGUCGAAGGACUGUUGCUUUAGCUGUCUACAUUAUAUUCACAAACCUCGCAGCAUUUGUAUCCGGCUGGAUAUACCGAUCGGACGAUGCACCAUCCUUCAAACGCGGCAACGGAAUCAACAUCGCUGCUACUCUGGUCGCUGCUUCUUUAUACCUGGUCCAACGAUACAGACUGAUUCAAAUCAACAAACAGCGGGCCACACAGUGGGAUUUGUUGACUGAUAUUGAAAAGGAGGUUUAUGCUAAAGAGCAUCCUGCGGGAUCUGAUGAUCGUAGACUGAAUUUUGUGUAUAAUUACUGA